AUGGUUAACCUCACUCUCGGCGCCACGGUCCCCAUCGGCCCAACCAUCUCUGCACGGCUCAAAGACCUCCUAACCAAAAACAACAAUGACUCCAACGACUUGCCUACCGUAGAAGACUACCUCUCCCAAGAAAACCCACCUAAAUUCAGCGGUGCGCUUGGGUCGGGUAGGGCAGGCCAACAACUCACCACUGUUCCUUGCGCGAAUCUGAAACGCCAGGUGCCGGGGUCGGGUCCGUUUGUGCAGUGUAUGAGUCCUGGGACUUUGGUAUGUUCUCAGUGUCUUCUUGUCAAGUACUGCUCCGCAGAAUGCCAAAAACAGCACUGGAAAAAACACCGCAAAGAAACCUGCCAAAGCCCCUUACUCGACUCCGAGUCGGAUGACGCGUCCCAGCCUCAGUGGGUCCCCGCAUGGUUCAAAGAGAAAAGGCAGCCCCAGUUCGUAGGUGAACAGCCUGAAAGCCCUGUCCCCCGCCAUUUAAUCACGAAUUAUAAUAUCACGCUGUGGGGCGAAACGCCUCCUGUUGAUCUUUUGAAUUUGGAGGGGAAUGAGGGGGAGGUUGGGAGGGGGUAUAAGAUUUGUUUUGCUCGCAAUCAAGGAGGAGACAUCCGCAACCUCGUGCAUACAGUCAACUCCCUCCCGGAAGAUUUCACGGGAACGCUGGAUAUCCUGUACCACGACCAAAAGACGAUUCAAGCAGGACACACCCUCCUCGUCCUCUACGCGCUCCUAAACCCCGAGUUGCCCAUCGACGAAGCGGCAGAGUUCGCAGUGCACUUGAUGUACUCUGCAGCGCUCACAACACCCAUGGCGGCUUACCUCUACCGGUGCAUACACACCAUCUACGGGGCCUUUGAAGGCCUCGACGGGAACCCGUUCGACGAUGCGCAUAAAGGCAAGACGUACGAUGCCAAGCUGCCCAUUCGGGGCGGUAGGACUUUGGAAGCGGUACACGAAGCGUGGAUGUUGGGCCUGUUCUUGGAGCAGUACGUCUCGGAUUACAAGCUCAAGACUGCCCAGCGCAAAAUGGCAAAGGUGAUGCAGAACCCGAAGCGUGAGGAUUUCGCGGAGCGGUUUAUGGUUCCUUUGGAGGGGCAGCAUCGGGUUGGGAUCACCCAUUUUCGCAAGUCGGGGAUUUUGCUCCCUUUUAAUGUGGAUGCGGCUCAUUUUGAUCAGCCUAAUCGACUUAUGCAUGGAAAUAUGGGGGAAUGGUUCGCACGACACGUCGCACACCCCCUCUCAGGCUGGCCCGUCUCCCAUCUUCGACAAUCAGGCUUAGCACACGGCGCACUACCCACCGACAUCUGGGGCUGCUUCUUCUUCCACGUCAAAUCGCAAUUCCAAGAAUUCGCAAGGAGGGUGCAGAAAUUCAACAUCAACAUCACGGUAGCUACGCUCCCCAGAGACGCAAUACCUCAAAGGAUUCGCGAUGGUAAACUCGGCAAGGCUUUCCAAAGAGGAGGAGGAUGCUUCGAUAGGAUCGAUAUGGGGUUGAUUGUGGAUCCGCAUCUGAGGAUUAAUGAUACGCUCGAGUUGUGGAUCCCGUUGUUGAACAAGGAGAACCCGCACGCUGAGAUGCUCAUGCAAAUCAACGAACUUGCCUUUCACGCAGAGACGGCUGCGCCUAACCUCUCUGAUCUGAUGAUCACUUGCUCCAAGGCCUUGAACCUAGACUUGCGACGAAUAGGGAGAGAAGGCCAGACCUCCCCGAGCUUGUAUCGUAUCAUGGAAUCAGUAGACGCGUUCCACGACAAUUCUGAUGCGUUCAAGACUUAUUUCCGUGGUCUUGGUGUGGAGAGAACGGCUGCUGCUCUUGGAGUUAAGGCGAGAGAUGUGCAUAGGAUUCAUCCACAGCGGCAUGGCGUUCCUGUAGGAUCGCCUGAACAUACGAUUCCCAAGCUCAGUUCUGCAGAGUUUUAUGACCUAUGUGAGUGUUCUUCUGAUGCUCCACCGGCGAGGGACUCUUACAGUCCUUUUUUCAAAAGUCACAUUAGGCAGCGCCGACCCAGCAACGCGAUACGUAGAAUUUGGGGUGGUCGUCAAAGCAUGAAAGUACCCUCGGUCUGUCCUAUGUCCGGACUUGAUUUGUAUCUACGCACGCAAAGGAAUUCUAGAAACUCUGCAUUCAUCAUGAUUUCAUACGCUGACUCUCAGACUCUGACGAAUCAUCCCUUCGAAAUGAAUGUAAUCAACUGA
Molecule: messenger RNA, 2196 nt
Organism: Laccaria bicolor S238N-H82
Lineage: Eukaryota; Fungi; Basidiomycota; Agaricomycetes; Agaricales; Hydnangiaceae
Exons: 7
Coding region: 1-2196 (731 amino acids)
Source: RefSeq, a predicted model, not a curated record